AUGUGGUGCGGGCGUUCCUGCGACAAAAACCAAUCUUGCACCUUCCUACACUACCCCAGGUCUGAUCCUCCAGCAGCGCCCGCACGAACAGCGCGCUCGAGGUACAACAAGCAAACCGCUCAUUUGUACAACCUGAUGGGUGGUAGUGGCUACGAAUCCGGUGUAUCUCGGAUCCAUGAAGUCAAUACGUGGCCGCUUCUCGAGGCUGUCUUAAAGAAGGCAGACGUAGCCCGCCAGUGUGGCGGCCUCCUGCAUUGUGACUAUACGGACUGGACCAAGAAGAGAGAUGCGUCAGCGGACCAGCUGACUCGUAGUAUCUGUCGAGAUACUAUUCAGUGGAUGGCGAACUGGUGUGGUGCAGACUACUCCGCCAGUCCGGUUGGCCUACAUUACGUGGCGUUGACGAGCAUUGUGGACGACCUAUGCAUUCCGCCCUUGGACGUUGUGCACGGCCGCUUUAGCAUGUAUGGAAGGACAUGUCGCGAUCUGAUGCAGGUGAUGGAUCAAGAGCAUUGGGGUGCUGAUGGAAUACAUGUUUUGCUUUCACUUUUGCGUCAAUACUUGUUCCAGUACGCCGAGAAGGUCGACUUUGAGAAUGGCUUGGGCCACAUUGGCUUGCAUACCCAACUUAGCCAGACACGCGCAGUGUGGGAUAGCGUGGUGUACAGAACAUAUACGGCAAACACCUACGGCGCAGCCAUUGUCAUUGGACGUGUAACUGCCUCUGGGCCCUUGACGGCCACGUGGCUAGUUGACAGCGCGAUAUGUGAUGCCAUCUCAAUGGACUUGGCUAAGUCAGGCCUACGGGUGUACGAGCAGGAUAACCACAUUCCCACUGAUGUGGGGACAAACCAGGCUGGGGAACAAAUGCGAAAACUGGAGCGGGAGCGUCGAACAGAAUAUCACUCGGUAUAUCUGGACCUCAUUGACGACCUCGUAGAUAGUGGUGCUCCGGACGCUAUAGUUCACUUUGGACGCUCUGGCUUCCUCUUUGUCCAGAUACAGGAUCGAUAUUUGGAGCGUCGCGCUGGUCGCCGAUUCGCAAUUCGUCCAGCCAUGGCUACGCAACUAGAUGAAUUGUUUGGAGAAAAGCCGACUGAUUCAACGUUGGACGGGCUUUUCCGCCUGAGAUGGAUAGCCGAGAACGGUAACGAAAUUUCAAGUCGGCGACGGGACUACGACAAUGAAACGGCGAGCUUUCUGGCGCCGGAACUGUCUUCCACAUGCCAAAUGCGUCAGUCGUGUCGGAGGCUAACAUACAGCCUUGGGGAGGCGGGUAUUCCCACUUCAAUAUCACCAAAUUGGAUUGGGAACGGUAG
Molecule: messenger RNA, 1319 nt
Organism: Clonostachys byssicola
Lineage: Eukaryota; Fungi; Ascomycota; Sordariomycetes; Hypocreales; Bionectriaceae
Source: the annotation of a GenBank genome assembly